AGCAUGUUUUAUCACCAGUCAGUGUACUUAAAUACUUGAAAAUUUUCACAUCCCCAUUGAUUUAAUACGCGAAAUGUUAGCGAAACAAUUUAUAGUUAAGUGGCUCUUACUGACGUUGGCUAAUUCUAUAUCCGCCGAAUACAACGUGAACGCUGUAUGUACGUUGGUCUCAGAUGGCUUACGGAUUGGUAGCAUCGACUCUUGUCGGCGUUACUACACCUGUAACAAUGGUAUAGCUACGGCUUACGAUUGUCCCCUCGGCCGUAGUUUCAGUAAGGACGAGCAAGACUGCGUGGCUGAAAGUACAGUUCAAUGUUUUCUUAACCCAAGUAACCCAUGCAAUGGAGCGGAUGAAACUUUUGUACAAAGAACUGGUACAUGCAAUGGUUGGAUUUACUGUAAAAACGGACAAGAGGCCGGAAAUGGAAGGUGCGCUGACAAUUUAAUUUUCAACAACGGCGUAUGCACAUUUGGCUCAUGCACCACAGCUGUCACUAAUCUUAAUGCCAACUUUACAUCUGUUUGUCAAAUUAUGAAGAACAACCAAUUCUUUGGUAGCACAAGACAAUGUGCACAAUGGCAAGUGUGUAGAAGGAAUAGACUGGUUAGAGGCUUAUGUAGAAAUGGCUUGGCAUACGAUGUGAAAACAGGAUCAUGUGUCUAUGAAAAUCAAAAUGCCUGUUCCCAGGUUUCUGGCAUCAACAUUCUACCUGAUCCAGAAUAUUUCGGCACGUGCACCACAGAAGGCGUUGUAAGACCUUCUAGUAUAUGCAGCGACUAUUUAAGAUGUGAAAACAGUCAGUGGAGGAGUUAUUCAUGCAAUACUAAUUAUUACUACGAUAAUACAACGGAAUCAUGUGUAGUACGUAGCAAUGCUAAAACAUACGAUUGCGAUAGAUGCCAAUUUUCGAACAACCAAUUUGUUAACGCAGUCGACACAGAAUGUCGCAAAUAUUUGGUAUGUCAAAAUGGUGUUAGAAAAUCAAUUAACACCUGCGGUGUUGGUUACUAUUUUGACGAGGUUGUUGAGGCUUGCAUACAAGGCAACGGAAGAAAUAGCCAGGUAACCAAUAGCGCGUGUUUCGUAGCUUCUGGUACUUCCGAUACUACUUCUCCAUCAACCAUCGUGGACGAUACUUCCAAUAUUUCCGAGUUGAUAACUCCAAUACCUCCGAAUGGUAGUACUACAACUACAUCAACCAUAGUGACCGUAACUAACGAGUAAUAGGGUAAUAAUUGAUGCUAAGAACUAUAUAUGUACACCCCAGGUACUCCAAAAGGUUUUCAACUUGUGUAUUUAUAUUAUUACAAUAUACAUAUUUAUAAUUAUAUUCCUUUCAAAGCUA
Messenger RNA from Bactrocera oleae (olive fruit fly), 1346 nucleotides. Its product is annotated as peritrophin-48. NCBI's taxonomy places the organism in Eukaryota, Metazoa, Arthropoda, Insecta, Diptera, Tephritidae. The record is from RefSeq and is a predicted model, not a curated record. Gene Ontology annotation, cellular component: extracellular region. Gene Ontology annotation, molecular function: chitin binding.